Nematostella vectensis (starlet sea anemone) is the source of this 6352-nucleotide messenger RNA. Its product is annotated as myoferlin. Lineage: Eukaryota; Metazoa; Cnidaria; Anthozoa; Actiniaria; Edwardsiidae. Gene Ontology annotation, cellular component: membrane. The transcript has 56 exons. Gene Ontology annotation, biological process: membrane fusion; plasma membrane organization. The record is from RefSeq and is a predicted model, not a curated record. Bases 393 to 6131 code for a protein of 1912 amino acids.
AGGGUGCACCGUAUAAAGUGACCGAAAUUAAUCUAGCCAAAUGGAAGACAACAACAGGAAGCUUCAAGCGUCACUGUACUACCAUAGCUUCCCUUUUAAAUCGUUUUUUUUUUUUCUUUACAAGUCUGUUCUGAGCACAGUUUCUCUCGUUUAUUCUAUAUUUUCUCACUCUUGCACGAACUGUUCACAUGGAAACCUAGGAGGGCUGGAAGUAUUAAAAACAAGUGAUAAAAAAACUAAACAAUGCGCAUUUAUGCAUGAAUUUGGGGUGACAAGCCUCGCAGUCUUAAAGUUUGGUUGAGUCUGCUGUAAGUGCGUCCUCGUGAAGAAAACAGUAAAAUAAUUGUCGCGGGUGAAAAUUGAGCUUCAACGUGAAAAAAAAAGAUAAGACAAUGGAUUCAGAAGCCGAACCUCUUGUACCUAAAGCUCCACCGGAACAACCUCCGCCAGCACCGAAAGAACCAAAACCUCCGAAACCCGACACUUCUGCAGACACAGCGCAGGGUAAUUCAAAACCGACCACCGGAGGUAGCGAUGGCAAAGAGAAAGAGAAAGAGAAAGAGAAAAAAACGAUGUUUUCAGGGAUCAAGAAAACGGUGGCCCCUAAAGAAGUGCAGAAGGAAGAAAGAGUUCCAAACAAGGAAGAGACGAGCGAGGAAAACCACUCUCACGCCAAGAUCACGGCGUCACCAGACAGACACAAGUUCCCAAGUAACAAACCUGUAGACUUCCAGGUCCGAGUCCGAGUCAUCCAGGGCAGACAGAUAGCGGGAGCCAAUAUCAGCCCUGUUGUCAAGGUAACCGUUGGUAACCAGGCCAGGCAGACCAAGGUCAAGAAGUCUACGAACAGACCGUACUUUGACGAGAUGUUCUUCUUCAACUAUCAAGAAAUCGCCUCAACAUUCUUCGACAAUCUUAUAUCAUUUGAGGUGUUCAACUCACAGAAGCUCAGAGCUAACGCUUUGAUCGGAAGUUUUGAGAGCGACGUCGGCUUCUUUUUUGACCAACAAGAUCACAUGGUAAACAGGAAGUGGGUUCUACUCACUGACCCGGAAGACAAAAUGGAGGGAGCUAAAGGUUAUCUGAAAGUUACCGUGAUUGUUCUGGGGCCUGGGGAUGAGGCACCGGUGAUAAUUGACAAGAUUAACCACGAUGACGAAGAUGACUUGGAAAAUAAUUUGCUGCAGCCAGCCGGUGUGAUCAUGCGCACUUCGAUCUUCGCCUUGAAAGUCUAUCGAGCUGAAGACAUCCCCCAAAUGGACUCAUCGUUUGCUGAUAGCGUGAAAAAGGUUUUCAUGGGAGAGGCCAAUAAAGAACUUGUGGACCCAUACGUGCUGGUGUCGUUUGCUGGAAAACAGAGUAGAACCCGGUGCCACGAGAAAAGUGAUCAUCCGGAAUUUAAGGAAGAGCUAUUUGUGUCUUUUCGGCUCCCAUCGAUGUGUGAAAGACUCAAGAUACAGAUGUAUGAUUGGGACCGCUUUACCGCAGAUGACUGUAUAGGCACCGCCUACCUUCCUCUAUCCGCGAUAUCAGGACAGACUGAGGAAGAAGGUUUUCUGCCGACAUUCGGUCCUUGUUAUGUGAACUUCUACGGCUCCACAAGAGAGUACUCAGACUUACCGGACGAGUUUGACGACCUUAACCUAGGAAUUGGCGAGGGCGUGGCUUACAGAGGCAGGCUGUUAGUGGAGCUUGAGACCACGCUAGGAGAGAACGCGAUGAGCCCUUCAGAAGAUUUGGACGACGAGGACAUCAUUAGAAUUCAGCCGUUUCUGCGUCGACGGAAGUUCAAGCUGUUUGCAUGCUUUCUAGAAGCCACCAUGGUGGCCUGCCCUGACAGCUCGGUGCAGUUUGAGGUCAGCAUAGGUAACUAUGGUAACCGUCUUGACACGUCAGUCGAGCCCUCAUCAUCAUCCACGGCGGCGUGUAACCCGGUGUUUGAUGGCAGCUUCUACUAUUUCCUUCCCUGGUCGGACAGCAAGCCGUGUUGUAGCGUCGAGAGCCACUGGGAGGACAUUGCCUUUAGACUCGAGGCCUUCAACAUGCUGACACGAACACUAGAGAGGCUGCAAAAGAACAUGGAUAAAGUUGAACUUGCUCUGGAUGCUAAGAUGCCGGCACCUGAGCUGGCAGCCCUGGUCAUAGCACUUCUUGGAGAUCUCAUCCAAGACUGUCGUCGACCUCUUCCGGAAGUCUCAUCUAAAACUGCUGGUGCAAACGACCUCGACUUUAAAAAAUAUGCACAGAGGGAAAAGGAAAAGCUUGCGAUUGCUGAAGAGGCAAGAAAGCUGCGCGAUAAUGCCACAGAUAUUGAAGAAGCCAUGAAUGAGAUCGAAGGAUACCAGAAGAGACUUGAAUUAGUUGCAGUCGAGCCUCAGAACAGUAUGCCUGAUGUCGUCAUCUGGAUGUUAAACGGAAACAAACGUGUCGCCUACCACAGGAUACCCGCCUAUGAGGUGCUGUUUUCACAUAGUGAGCAGGCCCGAGGAAAGCAUUGCGGGAAGGUACUUUCGGUGUUCCUCAAGUACCCCGGCAAGAAGCAGUUCGACAUUGAAGAUCACCCCGAGGUUCCGUGUAAAAUUGACGUUGCUCUUUGGCUGGGAUUGGAAAAGGAUCAAGACGCGUGGACAGACCGCUCAAACACUGGAGGAGAGUUCAUCGUCUUCGCAGAAACGUACGAGAACAUGACGAAGUUUCUCGGCAAAUGGACCACAAAGUGUGCCGCCCGCCCCUCCUGGUCAAACUUAGAGGGAAACGAAAAACUGCUAAAGGAGAGUUUCAUUCCGCCGUUAGGCUGGCGAUGGGACGGAGACUGGUUUAUAGACCCUGAAAAAAGUGGCGGGUAUGACCAGGAUACUGGUCACAUGGUCUUCAUGGAAGAUCUGUUUGAAAACGAGGCUCGCUUGCCAGGAGGAAACUGGGAACCCGCAACAACCCCGUGGACAGACAUCCAUGGCAACGAGGCAGUUGAUAAGGACACAGUCACGUGUCCGGAAGGAUGGGACUGGAACCAAGAAUGGACCGUGGACAUGAACAGAGCUGUUGACGAAGAUGGGUUCGAGUACAGUGUGGACCCGAGUCUAGGUGCUUACGUCCCGGUGGAGAAGACCUAUCAUCUGAGCAGGCGUCGCCGCUGGGUGAGAACCAGGAAGGUGAUCAAGAAGAAACCGUCUAUUGAGCCCAAGAAAGAAAAAGAUCUGUUAGAGGGCGAUGGCUGGGAAUACGCCCCAGCAUUCUCCCUGCGCUUUCACAACAAGGAGCGAACUGUGGACUUGGUCAAGCGGCGUCGCUGGCAUCGGAAGAUGCUACAGGAAGACCCAACAGAGCCAGCCGUAUUCCAAAUGGAAGGAGGCAAUACUAGCACACCACGGAUGUUUAUCAAAUUCGAAAAGUAUCAGAAGUUUCAACUGCGGGUGUAUCUGUUCCAAGCAAGUGAUCUGUUAGCGGCGGACUCUGAUGGAUUAGCAGAUCCUUAUGCUCGAGUAGUGUUCCAGAAACAGAGCCAGACGACAUGCACAAAGUAUCACACUCUCUGUCCCAUGUGGGACCAAACACUAAUCUUCGAGGACGUGAUGAUCUACCGAACACAAGAGCUGGUAGUUGAAUCGCCACCAAAGAUUGUCAUAGAGCUCUUCGACAAAGACCAAGUGGGUAAAGACGAGUACAUGGGAAGAUGUGUCGCCACACCGGAAGUCAAACUGCACGGCCAAGGCCCACCAGCGCCACGCCUUCUAUGGUAUCCGGUGACAAAAGGAGAUAUGGAGGGAGGGGAGAUUCUGGCGGCCUUUGAGCUUUUCUUGGAUGAGGGCGCAGAUUUGCCUUAUUACCCUCCAAUGAACAAGGAUUUGUACAUGGUGCCAAGCGGCAUACGGCCUGUCGUACAGCGAACUGCAAUUGAGGUCCUGUGUUGGGGUGUGCGCAACAUGAAGAAGUUCCAACUCGCCAGUGUCUCUUCACCAAGCAUCGAAUUCGAAUGCGGCGGUCACGUGGUGAACUCUACCAUCAUCAAGAACACACAAAAGAACCCGAACUUCGACCAACCACUCUUCUUCUUCGACGUCUAUCUCCCAAAAGAAGAGUUGUAUACGCCUCCAAUGAACAUCAAGGUGCGUGACAACAGAUCGUUCGGGCGGCGUCCUAUUGUUGGCGUACACUGCAUCAACUCUUUGCAGCCCUUCCGUUGCGAGCCCAUGGAGCAGGAAGAUGAAGGGGAGAACGAAGAGUACAUCUCCACUGCGGCAGUCACAGUUUGUGAGAUGGAUGGCGAGGACAAGAAAAAAUCUAAAAAGCAACUGGUAACUACUGAGAUCGACUGGUGGUCAAAGUUCUACGCCUCAGUUGGCGAUACAGAAAAGGCGGAAGGUUACCUGGAAUCGGGAAACGAUACGCUCAUUGUUUACAGCAAAGAGCUUGAGCGACAAGAGGAGUUUAAAGGGUUCCAGGAUUUCGUGGUGACGUUUCCCGUGUAUCGUGGGAAAGCGGAGGACUAUGACGACCAGGCCUCUGUCGGCGAAUUCAAGGGCACGUUUCGCGUCUAUCCAUUGCCAAGCGACCCGGCCCAACCGUUGCCUCCCAAGAUACUCCGCAACCUCCCCUCUAGUGGACUCGUGGAGUGCAUCGUCCGUGUGUAUGUCUUGAGGGCGAUUGACCUUCAACCAAUGGAUUUGAAUGGACUUGCGGACCCUUUCCUGGUAGUCAAGCUGGGAAAGCACACGAUCAGCGAUAAGGAAAAUCACGUCCCCAACUCACUCAACCCCGUAUUUGGAAAAAUGUUUGAGCUGACAGCAUCUAUACCAAUCGCCAAAGACUUGAUUAUAACCGUGAUGGACUGGGACCUUAUCGGAAAGAACGAGGUCAUUGGCGAGACAACGGUGGACUUAGAGAAUAGACUGCUGACACGCUUCCGAGCGACCUGUGGGAUCCCACAAACCUACUGCAUUUCCGGGAUAAACCGAUGGAGAGAUUCCCAGAAGCCGCGAGAGAUCUUGGAUCAGUGGGCGGAAAACAUGGGUCGUGCAAAGCCCAGAUACUUCGGCAACACGAGGGCGUACUUUAACGGAAAGAUGUAUGCAUUAUCUGAUUACGAGGAGGAAUGCGAGCGUAAUUCUGAUCGCGGACCACCCGAUGAACGACUCGCUUUACACAUCCUGAAUGGGAUCCCUGUGGUGCCUGAACACGUUGAAACACGCGCACUUUACAGCUCACUGCAGCCAAAUAUGGAACAGGGAAAACUGCAGAUGUGGGUUGACAUUUUUCCGCGAGAGCUAGGUGAACCAGGGCCGCCGUUUGACAUAUCUCCACGGGUACCCCAAGAUUACGUGCUGCGGGUGAUUAUCUGGAACACAAGUGACGUCAUACUGGAGGAUAAGUCAAUCACAGGGGAGGCGAUGAGCGACAUUUACGUCAAAGGAUGGCUGGAUGGCAUCGACGACUUUCAGCGGACAGAUGUUCACUUCAGGUCCUUAGAUGGAACGGGGAACUUCAACUGGAGGUUCAUUUUUCCAUUCUCUUACGUACCCGCUGAGAAAAUCGUGGUGAUGAAGAAGAAGCGUCAUAUUUGGAGCCUGGAUACAACAGAAGAGAGGUUCCCGCCACGACUGAUCAUCCAGAUUUGGGACAAUGACAUUUUCUCCCCUGAUGACUUCCUGGGCCAACUAGAGCUCAACCUCGACCGAAUUCCAAAAGAAGCGAAGAGCGCGCGUUCCUGUGGGCUGAACCAGCUGCCGUCCAUCCCUCAGAAACAGAGACAUACGAUCGAAACUGUGUCUCUGUUCCAAAUGAAGAAGAUGAUGGGGUGGUGGCCAGUGCUGGCGCAGGAGGACGACCAAUAUUCACUUGCAGGAAAGGUGGAAAUGACGCUUGAGAUCGUCACAAUAGCAGAAGCAGAAGAGAGACCUGCAGGAAAAGCUCGAGCAGAGCCUAACGCCAACCCGACCUUGGAACCGCCCAACCGCCCCGCGACCUCUUUCUCGUGGAUCAGCUCUCCUUUCAAAAGCUUGUACUACAUAAUGUGGCGGAGAUAUGCCAUGACCAUCGUGGGGGCUCUAAUCUCUCUUCUUCUUCUACUACUGGUCGUACUUUUCGUCUACUCAAUGCCGGGUUAUGCCGUGAAAAAGCUGUUUGAAGCAUAGUGUGUUUGGAGUAUAACUAUUUCUUAUACCCACUUCCUUUUGAAACCAGCGGCUGUGGGGAAUGACCGACGCAUGCCGCUAUGGACAAGACAUUUUUUAUUAAGUUGUCACCAUGUAGCCAAAUCAACAUUCAAAUUCAAAUCUAAACAUCACGUGUAUGAAGCGGGUGUACCACAACAAAUAACGAUUGACUAUUAAAUAAAAGCCUCCAUUAUACUCCA